GUAAACCCUAACUCUUUUCUUCUCUCUAUAUCUCAGCAUAUUGCCGCCGCGCAACCCUCUUUUCUUGUUGGCCGUCUUCUAUUAUCUUCCUUGUUCUAACAGAACCCAUCACCCCUUCUUCUCUCUCCACUCUCGGGUUUCUCGGCAGGUAACAGAGGGCGGCAAAACUAGAGUGACCAGAACGGCACCAUGGGGCGUAUGCACAGCAGAGGUAAGGGUAUAUCGGCUUCGGCUCUUCCAUACAAGAGGACCCCUCCGAGCUGGUUAAAGAUCUCAACUCAGGAUGUUGAGGAGAACAUUUGCAAAUUUGCCAAGAAGGGUCUAACACCCUCUCAAAUUGGUGUCAUUCUGCGUGAUUCUCAUGGGAUUGCUCAGGUGAAGAGUGUUACCGGAAGCAAGAUAUUACGUAUACUGAAGGCACAUGGUCUUGCUCCUGAAAUACCUGAGGAUUUAUACCACCUCAUCAAGAAAGCUGUCUCAAUUAGGAAGCAUUUGGAAAGGAACAGGAAGGACAAGGAUUCUAAAUUUAGACUGAUUCUGGUUGAGAGUAGAAUCCAUCGCCUUGCUCGUUACUACAAGAAGACAAAGAAGCUUCCACCAGUGUGGAAGUAUGAAUCUACCACCGCCAGCACCCUUGUGGCCUAGGUCAGAUAUGAUUGGCACCAAGGCUUAGGUCGGAUAUGAUCGGCACCAAUUUCGGGUGUGGCCACAUUAAAAAAGCAGGACUAGUUUUUAGUUUGUUACUUGUUUGCUUCAAGUUGGGAAUUUUAUGAAAAUCUUGGUUGUGGAACUCCUUGGUAGUUGUUUUUUGUGCGGAUAUUUAAGAGUUCAGAACUUCUGUUUUGGCGGAUUUAUCUUUUAAUUUUCAAUUGGAUCAUUUUAAUAUCGUUGCAUCA
Messenger RNA from Prunus persica (peach), 896 nucleotides. Its product is annotated as 40S ribosomal protein S13. The record is from RefSeq and is a predicted model, not a curated record. Lineage: Eukaryota; Viridiplantae; Streptophyta; Magnoliopsida; Rosales; Rosaceae. Gene Ontology annotation, biological process: translation. Gene Ontology annotation, cellular component: ribosome; nucleolus; cytosolic small ribosomal subunit. The transcript is spliced from 6 exons. The coding region runs from base 190 to 645 and encodes 151 amino acids. Gene Ontology annotation, molecular function: structural constituent of ribosome; small ribosomal subunit rRNA binding.